This is a messenger RNA of Rosa chinensis, 1161 nucleotides long. RefSeq lists its product as uncharacterized. NCBI's taxonomy places the organism in Eukaryota, Viridiplantae, Streptophyta, Magnoliopsida, Rosales, Rosaceae. The record is from RefSeq and is a predicted model, not a curated record. The transcript has a single exon. The coding region runs from base 491 to 991 and encodes 166 amino acids.
UGACACCGGAUCCAUGGGGGAAUAUAUGCAGGGAGAAAGAAAACCUAGACCCAACUCAAUACGGUAUGUAUAUAACUAUAUAUUGUGUAUGCUUUAACACAUAACAAGGCACUUCGCACACACAACCCCUCAAUACUUCGCAGAAUGCAUGUGAUCAUAUACACGAAAAGUGCCCCAAAGAUCUUGUUUAGUAUUCGAAACUUGAUGUUUCAUAGAAUUAUAGAGAGGGAAGGAAACCCACUCGGGGUCCAACUCCAACGGCUAGUUUCUUAUUCUUUUAUGAGAAGCAACCGACCACUAUACCCACUUUUUACAGCUAGGCUCCCAACCACCAAUAAGAUUCGCUUCUCCUCAUUCCUUUUCUGCAUCCUUAUAAAUCCUUCCCUUACUCUUUGACUCGAUCAACCCCAUGAAAGCCUCAACCUUUCCAUAACGAAAAGGAGAGCGCAACUGAUCCCAAUCUCUCUUUUCACUUCAGAUUUCCAUAAAAAUGUCCAGAAAACACCUACCCGUUUUUUCGAAGCUCCUUAGAGUCUUCAUCUUCAUUGCCAAAGCGAGGAAGCUCUCGUUCGAGAAGUACUACUCGUCACUCAUCAGGAAGUCGCAGAAAAACCGAAAGAAGCUGAGGUUUAUGGAGCAUUACAACUACGGCUUCCUCGGCGAAUACGAGUUCUCGCCUUCUAACACUCCCCUCAUUCGCUACCCGAGAAAGCAGUUCGCGAAGAACAGAGGCUCCCGAGAAUUGGAGUCUCUGUUCUUUCUCUGUAGAUGCUGGGGUAGCCUCCGAGUUCUGGAAGGCGAGGACAACGGAGAUUUCGCCGUGGAAGCUCUUCCGGCCAGUUCUACUGGCACUGAAGAUGCAAAUGCGUUGGCUCUUUUGGCGCCUACGUUGGAUUGGGGAAGUGAAGAAGCUUCGAUUGAUCUGCGGGCUCAGAGGUUUAUCGAGAGGUUCUAUGAGGACAUGAGAAUGCAGAGGCAGGAGUCUAUUUGAACUCGUUAGAUUUUUUUUAGCCCAGAUAUGGCAUGUUGUUGCAAAUUUGUAUUUGUUAUUCUUUUUUUUUUGCUCUCCACAAGAUUUUUUGACAUUGUACGUGGAGAUUGAUUGGUUUGCAAAUUUUUUAAUUUUUUUGGGAUAAUACAAUUUUUCAUUGGUUGUGUGAA